This is a messenger RNA of Haemorhous mexicanus (house finch), 2533 nucleotides long. Its product is annotated as atypical chemokine receptor 1-like. The record is from RefSeq and is a predicted model, not a curated record. Lineage: Eukaryota; Metazoa; Chordata; Aves; Passeriformes; Fringillidae. The transcript has 2 exons. Bases 130 to 1332 code for a protein of 400 amino acids. Gene Ontology annotation, molecular function: chemokine binding. Gene Ontology annotation, biological process: inflammatory response; chemokine-mediated signaling pathway. Gene Ontology annotation, cellular component: membrane.
AAUUCCAGGUGGGGGUGAACCCCAGACCCCUCCCCGGAGCUGGCACACCCCAGAGCGCUUGGAAAAGACAAUUAAUCCCUAAUUAAUUUCACUCGUCCUGCCAAGAACUGAUGGUUUCCUGCUCGAGAAAUGGUGGCGGCUCCGCGGGGCUUUCCCGGCAGCGCCAUUCCCCGUUUUCCGCCGGCUGCCAGGGCGGGAGAGAGAGGGCAGGGCGGCUCCGGGGCACCUCUUAUCUCCUGCCCGCAGUCCUCGGCUCUUUUUGGAGCGGAGAAGUCACCCCCGAACACCUCCUGGCACGUGGGUGCCCUGUCCGAGUGGCCACCCCCGGUGCCACCCCCAGCACCCAGCGGAGCCCCCCAGACUCGGAGGAGCAUCAUGGGCAACUGUGUCCCCGUGACCCCCGGCAUCCUGGAGACCCCGGGCUCCCUGGACCUGGAGGGAAUCAUGGGCGACUUCUCCUACGACGACAAUGACACUUACAUCAACGACACCCUCCUGGACUACGACGCCACGCCCUGCCACAACCGCUUCUGUCCCCUCUUCCAGCGUGUGGCUCCCCCUUUCCUGGCGGCCACCUCCGCCGCGGCCGCGCUGGCCACCGGCGCCUUGCUGGUGGCCUUGGCCAAACGUCCCCAAGCGUGGCGGUGGCCGCAGAGCCGCGCGUUGGUGGCACAGCUGGCGCUGGGCACGGCGCUGUUCGCGGCGCUGCUGCCGGCGCUGGCCGCGGGCGUGGCGCGGGGCUGGCACCUGGGCGCGGGGCUGUGUCGCCUCACGCACCUCCUGUGGCACUGGAGCGUCUUCGCCCAGGCGCUGCUGGUGGCCAGCGGCUCCUGCGGCACCGCCUGGGCUCGCUGGGACCCCCGGAGCCGCCGCUUGGCCGUGGCCCUGUGGGCAGCGGCGCUGCUCUUGGCCACUCCGGCCGCGCUGGUCAGUGGCGUGGCGGCGGGCACCGCCUGUGUCCGGCGCAGCGUGGGCAUCCUGGCACCGCUGUACCUGCUGCACCUGGCCCUGUGCCUCUGCCUGCUGCUGCUGCUGCCCGCGGCGCUGCUGCUGGCCGCGCUGGCCGUGCCGCGCCUCAGGGCGAGCUGGGCGAGCGGAGCCGGGCUCGCCUGGCUCUUCCUGGGGCUCUGGGGGCCCUACGGAGCGGGGCUGGCCGGGGAGUUCCUGCUGCAGGCCGGGCUGCUGGAGCCCAGCUGCGGCUCCUUCGAGCACUUCGACAUCGCGCUGGGGCUGAGCGAGGGGCUGGGGGUGCUGCACUGCGGCCUCGGGCCCCUGGCGCUGCUGCUCGCCCGGAGCUGCCGCCGCCAUGCCGGUGCUGCCGGGGGCUGCUGAGCUCCGGGAAUGCCGAGCUCCGGGACUGCCGAGCUCCCGGGAUUUCCGAGCUCCGGGAAUGCCGAGGUCCGGGAAUGCCGAGCUCCCGGGAAUGCCGAGCUCCCAGGAAUGCCGAGCUCCCGGGAAUGCCGAGCUCCGGGACUGCCGAGCUCCCGGGAAUGCCGAGCUCCCGGGAAUGCCGAGCUCCGAGACUGCCGAGCUCCGGGAAUGCCGAGCUCCGCGACUGCCGAGCUCCGGGAAUGCCGAGGUCCGGGACUGCCGAGGUCCGGGAAUGCCGAGGUCCGGGAAUGCCGAGCUCCCGGGAAUGCCGAGCUCCCGGGAAUGCCGAGCUCCGGGAAUGGCGAGCUCCGGGACUGUCGAGCUCCCGGGAUUGCCGAGCUCCGGGAAUGCCGAGCUUCCGGAAUGCCGAGCUCCCCGGACUGCCGAGCUCCCGGGAAUGCCGAGCUCCGGGAAUGCCGAGCUCCGGGAAUGCCGAGCUCCCCGGACUGCCGAGCUCCCGGGAAUGCCGAGCUCCGGGAAUGCCGAGCUCCCGGGAAUGCUGAGCUCCGGGAAUGCCGAGCUCCGGGAAUGGCGAGCUCCCGGGAAUGCCGAGCUCCCGGGAAUGCCGAGCUCCCAGGAAUGCCGAGCUCCCGGAAUGGCGAGCUCCGGGAAUGCUGAGCUCCGGGACUGCACCGCAGAACCAAACGGACCCACAGCACCGGAUUGGACCCCAGCACUGAGCCCUGGUCCCCCGGGGCCAGACUUGGACCCCUGGCACCUGACGUGGCACCCUGGAUCCUGGGCACCAGCCUGGGCCACCCAGCACUGACCCCUGGCCACCUGACACAAGCCGUGGCACCCUUGCAUCUGCCUCUGGGCACUGACCCCUGGCCCCACGGUGCCCCCCCGGCCCCACAGCCUCUGUCCCACACCCAACACUCCCCCAGCACCCCCCGUCCUGUGCCUUCUGUCCCCUCCCUUGGGGUCUCAGCCCCCUCUUUGGGGCCGGACCCCCCAACUGCCCAGCACAGAAAGCCCUGGGGUGCCUCAGGCUGCUCGGGGGGUCACCCCAGACUCCUGGGGGAUCCCUGAGGCUCAGCCCCAGCCCCCCUCCAAGCUCCAGGGGGAGAUUUCGGAAGUGAUGGGAUUUUUUCCAUCUCUCCUGACAAGCCAGGAGAAUCCAGUGGGAAUUAAAACACAAUAAACACAACUGCCAGAGGCA